AUGGCCAGCCCACGACGCUGCCAGAGCUUGCUGCUGGCCCUGGCGAUGGCCUGCUGCCUGCAGGGCACCCAGGGCCUUUGGCCCAAGCCGGAGGCAGUCACCAAGGGCUCUCGCACUCUGUAUGCGUCCAUCCUGAAGAGCACACCGCUGGGCAUUGGCGACAAGGAUGACGUGAUCAGCGAUGGCUUCGCCUACGCCCUGGAAGUGGAGGCUUUGGAAGAGGAGGCCGAGGCGGGCCAGCAGGAGCUGCGCAAGGAGCGGCGGCACAAGCGGUGCCACGUCAUACGCACAGUGGAGGUCAGCGUGACUAGCAGUGACCAGUCGCUGACGCUGGAGACGAGGGAGAGUUACUCUCUGAGCAUCGAGGCGGGGGCCAUCCAGAUCCAGGCCAACAGCGUCUUCGGUGCGCUGCGAGCCAUGGAGUCGCUGGCCCAGCUGGUGCGCCGCCGCAUGGUGGAGGAGGUCGAGCGCGCCGCUAGCGGCUUCAGUGCCGGCAGCGAAGUGCAGGAGGGCUUUGUGCCGGAGGAGGCAAUGUGGGCAGAUUCGGGAUCUAAGUCUGGCAAGGCCACUGGCACUGGUGCGACUGAACCAGAGAAGCCGCCCCAUGCCACUGUGCUGCUGGUGGAUGAGGUGGACAUCUACGACGCGCCGCGCUUCCGUUACAGAGGCCUGCUCAUCGACACCGCGCGUCACUUCCUGCCGAUAUCAGUCAUCAAGGAGCACUUGGACGCCAUGGCCAUGGUGAAAAUGAACUGCCUGCACUGGCAUCUGACUGACGACGAGUCCUUCCCAUGGCUGUCCGAGGAGCUGCCUGAGCUGGCAGGAAAAGGUGCGUUUGCCCCGGAGGCAGUCUACACCAGCAAGGACAUCCGCGAGGUUGUGGAGUAUGCUCGGUUCCGCGGCAUCCGCGUCAUCCCGGAGCUGGACAUGCCUGGUCACACCCAGAGCUGGGGCAAGGCUUACCCAGGUCUGCUGACCCAGUGCUUCGACACCGACACGGUGGAACCCACGGGGCGGCUGGGGCCCAUCAACCCCGCUCGCAAUGAGACAUUUGGGUUCAUCUGGCGCCUGCUGCGGGAGGUGGCGCGCACUUUCCCCGACCCCUACAUUCACCUGGGAGGGGAUGAGGUGGAUCAUGUCUGCUGGAAGAGCAACCCUGAGGUCCAGGAGUUCAUGCAACAGCACGACUUUGCCUCCGUCGCGAAGCUGGAGGCUUUUUUCAUGGCACAGGUCGUGCGCCUGGCCUCCACCGCUGGCAAGGCAGCCAUUGUGUGGCAGGAAGCGUUUGAUCAAGGCGUGCCACUGCCCCCCUACACGCGCGUGCAAGUGUGGAAGUGGUGGAAGGAGCAGGGCCAGGAAACAAAGCCCGAGGCAGAGAGCAGCAGCGGCAGCACCGGCGGCGGUGCUGCAAUCAGCAUGCGGGGCAGGGCUGCUGCAGGUGGUGGAAUGGCUGCUGCCCGGCGGCGUGCCCUGCUGGAGCACCCUCAGGGGAGGUGUGACCCGGGCUUCGGCUGCGAAAAUGCUGCUGGCGACGACGACGCAUGGAAGGCGGAGCUGCAGGCGGUGACAGGGCACGGGUAUGACGCCAUCCUGUCCGCGCCCUGGUACCUCAAUUUGGGAAGCUACGCCGGGCAAGAAUGGCAGCGCUACUAUGCAGUUGACCCAACAGACUUCCAGGGCACCACAGAGCAGAAGGACCGCGUGUUGGGGGGCACCGCGUGCGCCUGGGGAGAGUUCAUUGAUGCUGUCAACUCGGUGAAUCGGGUUUGGCCUCGUGCUGCUGCGGUUUCAGAGCGCCUGUGGUCGCCUGCGGAUGCAACAAAUGUGGACGAGGCGGCGGCUCGCCUGGCAGACUUGCGCUGCCGCAUGCUGUCGCGGGGCAUUGCGGCGCAAUCCACAGGACCUGGGUUCUGCCCUGGCGAGUUGACGACCCGCAUGUGAAAUGAUGGUGGUGGAGACCGGCAGAUUUGAUGGAUCAGUACUUUGGAACUGAGUUGUUACAGCUUGCCUCGCUCGCUGGAAAUAACGUCUUUUGUCAAUAUGUGUCACUGGAU
This is a messenger RNA of Chlorella variabilis, 2054 nucleotides long. RefSeq lists its product as hypothetical. Gene Ontology annotation, cellular component: membrane. Lineage: Eukaryota; Viridiplantae; Chlorophyta; Trebouxiophyceae; Chlorellales; Chlorellaceae. The record is from RefSeq and is a predicted model, not a curated record. Gene Ontology annotation, molecular function: beta-N-acetylhexosaminidase activity. Gene Ontology annotation, biological process: carbohydrate metabolic process; ganglioside catabolic process; glycosaminoglycan metabolic process. The transcript has 11 exons. Bases 1 to 1941 code for a protein of 646 amino acids.